AUGACCAACCCGAUAACCCCCCCACCCCGCUUCGAAAUCCGCAAACUCGGCCCGGAGCACCUCGAAUGGGCCAAAGCAAUCCUCUGCCACAGCAACGCCUUCCACUCGCCCGUCUGGUCCAAGAUCUACCCCUCGGACCAGACCGCGCGCUUCUACGCGGCCUUUGACGGCGCCACGUAUUUCGUGCGACACCAGAUCGACUCGGGAUUAUCGUACGGCGUCUUCGACACAGAGUAUGUCUUCAAGCGACCCGAGUCCGCCGCAACAGGCGGCGCAGUCUACUUCCAAAACGAAUCCGACCGCGAUCCAACCUUGUCGCCCGAUGGCAUCCUAAAUCAAAUGGACUUCCCCCUCGCAUCCAUCGCGCUCGCCUUUGACGCGGCGGAUCCCAUGGACUUGACCCGCAUCACGGGUCUCAUUCAGGCCCUCCCAGACUUUGCGACGUUUGCCCCGCGUCUCGAAGCGCGCGACACGCGCGAGAAGUCCUCGUGGGAGGCCACGGGUCCUUUCCAGGUCCUGAAGCGGAUGGGGACGGCGACGCGGGCGGAUUACAUGGGGCAGGGGAUCACGAAGAUCAUGGCGCACUGGCUCAUGUUUAAUGCGGCCGAGAAUGGGUUCCGGGGUAUUAAUAUCGAGUGCUAUCAUGAUGCGGUCAAUCAUAUUUGGACGCAUCCGCCUGAGCCGUUUCGGGCGGAGGAGGUGGCGGUUUUUAGGGUUGAUGAGUAUGAGGAAGAGGGGGAGAAGGAGGGCGAUGAGGUGGUGAGGCCGUAUGGGCAUGUGACGCAGGCGUUGAGUAAGGUUUAUGUGCAUUUAAAGUGA
Messenger RNA from Aspergillus calidoustus, 819 nucleotides. Lineage: Eukaryota; Fungi; Ascomycota; Eurotiomycetes; Eurotiales; Aspergillaceae. The record is from the annotation of a GenBank genome assembly.